CACUCAGUAAUGCCACGCAUCACAAUAGCCAGCUAAAUAUAGUCCUGGAUUAGAGAGCCUAUUGUUUCCAAUCCUGCUAUAUAAAACUUGGGCUCUCCAGAUGGAAUGCCACUUGACCUUUUGUGUUCCACCAGCCUGUGGUUGUAUUUAACUGAUGCCAGAACCACAGGCUGUCCCUUGGAGGUGUCUUGUGUUGACAUGACAGGCCCUGGUGCCGUCUCCUGGCCAUGUUCCGGAGACACAAGCCCAACGCUUCAGAGCACAAGAGGAAUCCUGCCGCUCAUGGACCUGCCCUGGCAAUGCCCCACAACGACAUGAGGUCCUUCUUCAACCUGUCUCAGCUGGUCCUGUCGGCUGGCCACCUGAGACCCCCGCCCGUCCUAAGACAUUCAAAAGUCACGUACUUUGAAGUGGAGAUUCUGGAUGCCCAAAGCAAAAAGCAGAUCUGUGUAGUGGACAAGAUACCACCUUCAUCUACUCUUCUGGAUGUAAAACAUAAGUUCCACAAAGUAUGUCCUCAGUGGUAUCCGUCUCGUGUAGGCCUGCGACUAGAACGCAAUGGGUCCUAUUUGAAAGAUUCUGUCAACAUAAAAAGCCUUGCCACCUCUUCUAUCAUUACGCUGUAUUUCACAGACAUGGGCCAGCAGGUCAGCUGGACAACAGUUUUCCUAACGGAAUAUACUGGCCCUCUUCUAAUCUAUCUGCUCUUUUACCUCCGUCUCUCCAGUGUUUAUGAGGCAAAAGAGAGUGCCAGAAGCGUCCGCCAUCCCACUGUUCACCUGGCCUGCAUUUGCCACUGUUUGCAUUACCUCCGGCAUCUCCUGGAGACCCUUUUUGUGCACAAGAUUUCUGAAGGGCAAACGCCGCUGAAGAACCUGAUCAAGGGCUGUGCUUUUUACUGGGGAUUCACUUCCUGGAUUGCUUUUUACAUCAACCACCCACAAUAUACUCCUCCAUCAUUUGGGAACAGGCAAGUGACUUUUGCUGCCCUUGCUUUUCUGAUCUGUGAAGCUGGGAGCCAUUUCAUCAAUGUAGCUCUAGUCAAGCAGAAUCAAUCAGGAAAUAAAGCCUCUUUUCCAAGUCCAUCAAUCAACCCUUUCACGUGGCUGUUUGUGCUAGUCUCCUGUCCAAACUACACCUACGAGAUUGGCUCUUGGAUUAGUUUUACAUUAAUGACACAAACUCUGCCAGACGACCCCCCCCACCACAAGCGUGAAGCCGUGCUCCACCUGCCCGCUGCCCGAGGGCAUGGAAUUUGCCCCCGUCAAAACCGGCAAGCGGCACCCCUCGGAGUAAGAGGGGAUGCAGGAUCGGGAGCUGGUGGCUGCCCCAUCAACCGAGCGAUAGCCGCCGAGAAAUCGGCGGUGGUUGCUCUGACGGGUGCUGCUGAAGAGCCGGCACCAUCUUAA
Euleptes europaea (tarantolino) is the source of this 1409-nucleotide messenger RNA. It is a transcript of the gene TECRL, whose product is annotated as trans-2,3-enoyl-CoA reductase like. The transcript has 12 exons. Gene Ontology annotation, biological process: very long-chain fatty acid biosynthetic process. Bases 228 to 1409 code for a protein of 393 amino acids. Gene Ontology annotation, molecular function: oxidoreductase activity, acting on the CH-CH group of donors. The record is from RefSeq and is a predicted model, not a curated record. NCBI's taxonomy places the organism in Eukaryota, Metazoa, Chordata, Lepidosauria, Squamata, Sphaerodactylidae.